This is a messenger RNA of Melanotaenia boesemani (Boeseman's rainbowfish), 2192 nucleotides long. It is a transcript of the gene gata5, whose product is annotated as GATA binding protein 5. Gene Ontology annotation, molecular function: zinc ion binding; RNA polymerase II cis-regulatory region sequence-specific DNA binding; DNA-binding transcription factor activity, RNA polymerase II-specific. The record is from RefSeq and is a predicted model, not a curated record. Gene Ontology annotation, cellular component: nucleus. The transcript is spliced from 7 exons. Bases 545 to 1696 code for a protein of 383 amino acids. Gene Ontology annotation, biological process: cell fate commitment; cardiac muscle tissue development; positive regulation of transcription by RNA polymerase II. Lineage: Eukaryota; Metazoa; Chordata; Actinopteri; Atheriniformes; Melanotaeniidae.
CUGCAGAUAUACCGAGAAGAAGAGACCCAGGACCCCUCGCACGUCCCCCUCCAGGAAUAAAACUCCGGCUUUGGUUUCAUCCGAGCUCCGGUCACUGCGCGCAACUUUUUACGCACUGAAAACCAGAUAUUUGGAGGGGGCUGCGCGUGCUCCAUCUUCCACCUCUGUCUGCGCCGGAGUGCCCAGUUUUACGCAGCUCGCUCGCCUGCGGCUAAAGAACCGGACUGUUAUCACGCGACCGUUCUUAUCUGGUGAGAUUAUACACCGAGAGUCCCUGGAACGAGACUGUGCCCCUCGUGCGCAGGAGACCUGUCAUCAACGCUUUAAACGAUCUGCGAUGCUAUUGAUAGAAAGUUUCUGAUCUGGAACGGAGCUCGCGAUCUACCGUGCUGUUUGAUGUGGUUUCAGGGUUUACAGGAAAGUUUCAGACACAGAAGAGAGAGGAAGAGUCUUUUCGGGUGGACAGAUUCAGGUCCAGGGACUGAGACCGGCCUAUAGGCUACUCUCUGAUUCCACGCAGUGCUUUGGCUAAAACCUUGUAAAAAUGUAUCAAAGCCUGGCCUUGUCCUCCAACCAGUCCCCUUACGCUCAUGACACUGGGAACUACAUGCACCCCUCGGCCAGCUCUCCAGUCUACGUCCCCACCACCAGAGUUCCAGCCAUGUUGCCCACUCUGCCAUAUCUGCAGACCUGCGACACGCCCCACCAGCCCCACGGCCUCGGCGGACACAACGGCUGGAGCCAGAGCGCCACGGACGGCUCUUCCUUCGCCCCCAGCAGCCCUCACACCCCGCAUGGAUUCUCCUACUCGCACAGCCCACCGGUCAGCAGCAACGCCGUGCGGGACGCGGCCUACCAGAGCCCGCUGCUGCUCGGGAACGGCGCCCGCUCGGAUCAGUACGGCGGCUCCUUGGUGCGUCCGGUUGGAGGCUCUUAUUCCAGUCCUUACGCGUACAUGAGCCCAGAGAUGGCGACCUCCUCCUGGACGCCGGGACCCUUCGAGAGCGGAGUGAUUAGUCUGCAGGGCCGACAGGCCGGUCUGUCUGGCAGAAGGUCUAGUCUGGACCUGAUAGACGACAUGGCCACGGAGGGCCGCGAGUGCGUGAACUGCGGCUCCGUGUCCACGCCGCUGUGGCGCAGGGAUGGAACCGGACACUACCUGUGCAACGCCUGCGGCCUCUACCACAAGAUGAACGGCAUCAACAGGCCGCUCAUCAAGCCGCAGAAACGGCUGCAGACCACGUCCCGCCGGGCCGGCCUGUGCUGCACUAACUGCCACACCAGCACCACCACGCUGUGGAGACGCAACGCUGAGGGAGAGCCUGUCUGCAACGCCUGCGGCCUCUACAUGAAGCUGCACGGGGUGCCCAGACCUCUGGCCAUGAAGAAAGAAAGUAUUCAGACCAGGAAGCGCAAACCCAAGAUGCCCAAGAAUAAAACAUCCACAGGCUCCAUCACCUCUGACACCAGCUCCCCAUCCACCCUUUCAGUUUCAGAACAUGCCUCCACAGUAAAGAGCGAACCCAACAUGGCGCCGUCGCCCUACGCCGGGCAGACCGUCACGUCUGGUACUCAGACAACAUCUCAGUUAGACAGCACAGGAUCCGGACAUGUGGAUAUUAAGUAUGAGGAUUAUCCCUUCACCCCAACCUCAAUGGCCCCACACAAUUCCUGGUGCGCUCUAUCCCAAGCAUGAGCGGGCUGCCAUACUGGCUGAACUGGACUUCAUCAUGAAGGCCAUCUAUCCACCCUGGAAUGACUUCCUCUGACUCUGGAGCUACUGUUAAAUAAUCUACCAGCAUCUAUCAGAGGCCUGUCUGCUGUAUUCAGCCUCAGAGCAGGAAAUCUCCCUGCAGUGUUAUAUACUGUAAGACCAGCACAGCUCACCGGGACAGAACUGUUAUCCAGAACUGGACUGAUUCAGGCCACAUUUCCUCAGGAGGACAACAAGAACUACCUACUGCCGAAAGAAACAUGCUACACACAGCUGAGGGUACAGUAACCCCUCUUUAAUCUUCAUCAAUGACUUCAGCUUCAUCAUGUUUCUGCUGCUGCUGUCAGUCCAUCCUCACCACCUUCACCGUGUCUUCUGCUUCAAUAUGUUAUCACUGCAAGAAACAUGGACAGACAGUACCUCCUCCCUCUCUUUCUCCCUCUUUCUCUCUCUCUGUCUGUCUGUCUGUCUCUCUCUG